UUAGUGUGUUUUUUUUUUUUCUUCUUCUUCUUCUUACAAUCCACCUUUUCUAGAGUAAUUAGUUCAGGUCCGUGUGUGUGUGUGUGUGUGUGUGUGUGUGUGAGACACUGAGAUGGGUAGCAUGCGGCUGCUUUUCUCUCUGCCCGUGUGUGUGUUUAGUGCACUGGGGUGUGUGUUGGGUGUAGCUGGGGAAGGUAAUGGGCAGAGAAACAGCGCCACCAUGGCACCGGGGCAGGAGAGCGGGGACAGUGUCCUCAUCCACCCUCAUCCUCCCCCGGCCAUCCCACCUCCCUACCUCCUCCUGCCCAUGUUCAGCCAUCACCCCGCUCCUGCUGUGUCUAAAGAGCUUCUCGCACCCGGAGCCGGAGGAAGGGUCCUACCCAGUGUUCUGGCCAAAAUUCUGGUCCCACAGAGGAUCCAGCCCUACAUCCGGGUCACUCCGGUGAAUAAUAACCACGGUGUGGAGGUGUGGUGUGGGUACAGCAAGGUCACUGUCAGAAUUAACCUGGCCUUACUGAGCUUCAGGAGCUCCACUGCUCACUUCCGGUUGGGGACAUGUCCACCGUCACGUGCUGAUGGACGCGUCCUGUAUUUCCAGUACGACCUGAAUGAGUGUGGGAGUUCAUUACUGGUAAUGAAUGGGCAGCUCUUGUACACUAAUGAGGUUCUGUACAGGCCAGCGAGUCAGGGAGCGGUUAUCAGAGCUAUGCCGCUAACGCUACCCGUCCAGUGUUUAUACGAUCGAUUUUACUAUUCAUACAAAAUCGGCUAUUUGCCGGAACGUCGUCUGCAGUCUUUUCGCAAGACGCUGGUCAGGAAGCAGGUGUUCAGUCUCUCUGUGCGUAAUGAAAACUGGGAAGAGCUCGGAGUAAACGAGAGUUACGUCCUCGGAGAGCCUAUGUACUUUGAAGUGAGUGGAGAUAGCAUAUCGGAGGACAAGAGCGUCUACGUCGAGUCCUGUCAUGUUACAGCAAGUGAGGAUUCCAAUUCCACGCAGCGCUAUGAUGUCAUCGGCAACUUCGGCUGCAUGAUGGACAGUAAAAGGACAGGAAGUCAGGCGCGCUAUGUCUCCAGGCAGAGGAACAUCCUGCGCUUUUCACUCGAUGCGUUUCUGUUCAGCGACGCCACAUUAGAGCGUUUUUAUUUGCACUGCACCGUUCUGGUGGAAAACGCGUCCGCGAGUACGACAGCAAAGGCCUGCACCUACAGCCAGUCUGAGCACAGGUGGGAGGAGCUGGAUGGAGACGCCACUGUCUGUACCUGCUGUGACUCUCAGUGUCGGCCUCCGGGGUGCACCUCAUCGUCCUGUGUGGAGCACGUGGUGGUGACCAGCAAGCCCUGGACUUUAAUCCAAAAUAAGGGUUUUUCUGAAACCCAUGACCAGUGGCUAAACACGGUGUCAGGCUUCAUCCUGGUACAGCAUCACCCUGAGGGGGUGGAGUCAUGUGAGCAGGGGGUGGAGUCACAGGAGGACGAAUUGCAUGAGGUAGAUAAGGAGGAGGAGGCGGAGGUUCUGAUUGGCUUUGCAGAGAAUGAGAAUGAUGAAAGGAUGAGGGAUGAGGAGAUGGAUGGAGGGGAUGCAGUAAUGAGAGCUGAAGAUAAAGAGGACGUUGAUGAAGCUCAGAACGAGGAAGAAGUGAUGGAGGAAGGUGACUGACUUUAAGUUCUCUAAGUGGACCUGGGAGGACGAGGAGCUGCAGCAGAAAUGGACUGGAGUGUCAGAGGAGAUGUGUGAGAUAAACCAGAUGGAGUAAAGAUCACUGAGCGAGUCCUGCAUCUCUGUCAGAAUUCGACUAAUAAACUUUUUGCUGUGAGAUUCCUGUUCUGCUCUCAUCCCUUUAGGAAUCCUGAUGGGGAAAUCUCUCUGCACUUUACAUUUAAUUUCUACAGAGCUUGUAACAACAACAACAAAAAAUAAAUAAAAUGAAUCUAAAAUGCAAA
Clarias gariepinus (North African catfish) is the source of this 1941-nucleotide messenger RNA. Its product is annotated as zona pellucida sperm-binding protein 3-like. Gene Ontology annotation, biological process: binding of sperm to zona pellucida; egg coat formation; positive regulation of acrosome reaction. The transcript has 8 exons. The record is from RefSeq and is a predicted model, not a curated record. Bases 113 to 1657 code for a protein of 514 amino acids. Gene Ontology annotation, cellular component: extracellular matrix. Gene Ontology annotation, molecular function: acrosin binding. NCBI's taxonomy places the organism in Eukaryota, Metazoa, Chordata, Actinopteri, Siluriformes, Clariidae.